Messenger RNA from Staurois parvus, 622 nucleotides. The record is from the annotation of a GenBank genome assembly. NCBI's taxonomy places the organism in Eukaryota, Metazoa, Chordata, Amphibia, Anura, Ranidae.
UUCUCCAUCGCCAUCUUGCGGAGGGCACCGGGAAUAGUAUCCGGCGUUGUGUACUGUCGGGCCCGGUUCGGUAUGUCCACUCCUCCGCUCUCCGGAGGGGCAAUGGCAGGGCCUCCCGGGGGCUUCCCCGGUCCUCCACCCUCCACCGCGCCCCCGGGAGGUUAACACGGCGUCCCUGUGCCGGAUCGGACAGGAGACAGUGCAGGACAUCGUCUUCCGCACCAUGGAGAUCUUCCAGCUGCUGCGAAACAUGCAGCUGCCAAAUGGUGUUACAUAUCAUACAGGGACCUACCAGGACCGACUGGGGAAGUUACAAGAGCAUCUGCGACAGCUUUCAAUUCUGUUCCGCAAGUUGCGGUUGGUGUACGACAAAUGUAAUGAGAACUGCGCUGGACUGGACCCGGUUCCAAUAGAGCAACUGAUCCCCUACGUGGAAGAUGACUACUGGAAGAAUGAUGACCGUGGGCCAGCCAGUCAGCUGCGAUACGCAAGUGAGGAACGAAGGGAAAUCAUGGAAGUCAAUAAGAAAUUAAAACAAAAGAAUCAACAGUUGAAGCAAAUCAUGGAUCAGUUACGGAAUCUUAUCUGGGAUAUAAAUGCAAUGCUUGCAAUGAGAAACUAA